CUGUGUAGGCUGUAGUGUAUGCACGUCUUUGGUCUUGCUCGAUGGAAGCAGAAAGCAGCCCAGCUCCGCUCGCCAUGGAGGUAGAAACUAGUACCCCAGCCCCGCAGCAGCAGCCGCCUCUCCACCGCAACCCGCUCGCCAUCGUCAAUAUCGUGAUGAUCGGCAUCGGCGCUGUGGCCGGCCCGCUCAUCCUCCGCUCCUACUUCGUCCACGGCGGUAGCCGCAAGUGGCUCUCCAGCUUCCUCCAGACAUCCGGAUGGCCCCUUCUCCUCCCGCAUCUCAUCUUCCGCCGCCGCAAAGACUGUUGCUCGCCUCUUUUCCUAUUGCCUCCUUGGCUCCUCGCCGUGUCGGCCGCCUUGGGUGUCGGGAUCGGGCUCAGCGAUUUCCUCUACGCCUACGGCCUCGCCGACCUCCCGGUGUCCACCUCCUCCAUUCUCAUCUCCACGCAGCUCGUCUUCACGGCCUUCUUCGCGCUGGUCGUCGUACGCCAGCGCUUCACCUCAUUCUCCAUUAACGCCGUCGUGCUGCUCACGGUCGGCGCCGCCAUGCUGGGGAUGAACGGCGCCGGAUCCGACCGCCCGGAGGGGGUGUCGCGUGCCGCGUACUAUGUUGGCUUCGCCAUGACGAUCGGCUCGGCGGCCACGUACGGCCUCGUGCUGCCCCUCAUGGAGCUCAGCCAGGCACGGCUCGCUGUCGCUGGCAGGUCGGCCGGCUCGUACAGCCUCGUCUUGGAGAUGCAGGUCGUCAUCGGCAUCGGCGCAACCGCUUUCUGCAUCAUCGGGAUGAUCGUCAACAAGGAUUUCCAAGCUAUCCCACGCGAAGCCCAGGAGUUUGGCCUUGGCCAAGUGGGCUACUACUCUUUGUUGGUUGGAGCCGCCAUUGUUUUCCAGUUCUUCUUCCUUGGCAUAAUUGGUGCUAUCUUCUAUGGCUCAGCGCUUCUCGCUGGUGUCAUCAUGACCUUGCUCAUAUCAGUUACGGAGGUGUUCGCAGUCAUAUUUUUCCAUGAACAUUUCAAUGGCACCAAAGGAGUCGCUCUCGGACUCUCACUGUGGGGUUUCGUUUCGUACUUCUAUGGCGAGAUCCAAACAAAUGCAAAACAAUCUGACAUACCACCGAUUACAGAGCAUUUCGCCGUUUAAACCAUCGUAUAUAUUUUGCCAUAUUGAGUGUAUUUCUCGUGUAAUUUGUACACUAGCCGACAUACAAGCUAUGCGUGAGCUUCCCGGAUUUGUCUAUCAUCAAACCUUUCGACAGAGUUUCACCCACAACUUAUUUUAUGUGUGGAUUGUUAAUGAAAUGUGAUAUCAACAUAUUUUUAGUCUA
Molecule: messenger RNA, 1323 nt
Organism: Lolium perenne
Lineage: Eukaryota; Viridiplantae; Streptophyta; Magnoliopsida; Poales; Poaceae
Product: purine permease 3
Cellular component (GO): membrane
Molecular function (GO): purine nucleoside transmembrane transporter activity
Source: RefSeq, a predicted model, not a curated record